AUGCAGCAGCAGGAGCUUCUGUUCAAGGUGCUGGUGAUCGGGGACCUGGGGGUGGGAAAGACCUCCAUCAUCAAGAGGUACGUCCACCACAUCUUCUCCCAGCACUACAGGGCCACCAUCGGCGUGGACUUCGCCCUCAAGGUCCUGCACUGGGACCAAGACACCGUGGUCCGGCUGCAGCUCUGGGACAUAGCAGGACAGGAGCGCUACGGGAACAUGACCAGAGUUUACUACAGGGAGGCGGUCGGGGCCUUGGUCGUGUUUGACGUGACCAGAGCGUCGACGUUUGACGCCGUGUUGAAGUGGAAGGACGACCUGGACUCUAAGGUGACCCUGAACCACGGGAGACCGGUUCCAGCGGUUCUCUUGGCCAACAAGUCGGACCAGCUGACCUCCCCUCAGCCCCGACUGGACUCCUUCUGCAGGGACAACGGCUUCGUGGGCUGGUUCGAGACGUCUGCAAAGGAGAACUCGAACAUCGAGGAGGCGGCUCGCUGCCUGGUGGAGAACAUCCUGACCAACGAGGAGACUCCCACAGCCGAGAGAGAGGCCGGAUCCCUGGUUCUGUCCGGCUGCACCAGCGCCACCAGGACUGGACUCGUCUGCUCCUCCUGCACCAGGUGGUGAUGUUCAGGCGUCAGGGCGUCACAUUUAAAACAGCAUCCACCUCCACCUCCACCUCCACCCAAAGAAAACACAACAACAGGAAACAAGAAAACACAAAUAUCUAAAUAACAACCUGCUCAUGGAAACGCAGACGCUAUGUGUUUCUAUUCCGGUUUUCAAAAUAAAAGUGUCUCUAAUCUUUGUUUCCACUGAAAGGUGUUUAGUGGAUGAGCUGUAAAUGUAAAGUCUCUAAACUUUAAGCAGUAAAAACCUCCAGGUCUGAGCGGUGGAUGCGGCUCAUGUUGCGGCCACUAGGGGGCAGCAGAGCCCAUAGAGCCCCAUGUUAAAAGGCCACAGCUUCAUUAAACGUGUUUACAUCCUGGUACUAAAGAUGAUUCCGGUCUUAAUGGUUUAUUUCACUGUUCUGUUGUUCUGUAAACUUCAGGCUUUAUUAUCAUCCAGGUUCAGGAUCUAAUGGGUGACGUCACAGUGGGUUUGUCCACAGUAAAAAAAAACAGUUCAUGGACUUAAAUGAACUGGUCACAUGACUCCAGGGACAAACACGUGUUUCCUUUGAACUUUAGAGAGAAACUUUAAUAUCUGAAAAACGUCCUGAAGAGAUGUUUUAGCUUUAGAUGUUUUUAGAAACGUUUCCAUCAGUUUAUUACUGAGAUGUUCAGGUUUUGCUUCUUUCCAGGAGAAACAGAAACACAGAUAAAGAUUAAGAUAAAGAUUAUAAGAGGAUUAUAAAGUUCCCUGAAAACCUUGAUAUAUUUGUGUGAUCUGCUCUUUACAGUUAAACCGUCCAUACGUUCCUCUAACAACACAAACAUGAUGAUGUUCUGAAAAACCAACGAUACAAACACCUGCUCUCACACUAAUGACACAUUUAAAUAAAUGACGACAGAGACACAAACCGAGGCUCUGACGUCUGUUUCAUCCUGAUCACCAGGAAAAAUAAAAAUAAUAAGAAAACACGUUCACUUUCAGGCUGGUUCAUGUACUUUUUAAUAUUUUGAUGUUUGCUGAUUUAUUAUAUUUGACAUUAGGCUGCAAGUGGAACAUUUAAUUAUUAUUAUUAUUAUUAUUAUUAUUAUUAUUAUUAUUAUUAUUAUUAUUAUUAUUAUCAGUUCGUCCUCUGGUCAUUUUUUUGGGAAUUUUUAAUUAAAAGUGAAUCAGUUGUGAGUUUUUUAUUAUUAUUAUUUUACAAUAUUUAAUAAAUUCAAAGUUCAUUUGUGAUGUUUAAACUGUGUUUUGAUUUAAUUCAUUUUAUUAAACAGACGUGAAUCAACCUCCUCAUCUACACAGUGAAUAAAUAUUCAGUAUGUUUUUACAUUAAAACUUCUGUGAACUGAAAUAAUAAUAAAGCUGUUUUAUUUCCUCCGUCA
Molecule: messenger RNA, 1994 nt
Organism: Mugil cephalus (flathead mullet)
Lineage: Eukaryota; Metazoa; Chordata; Actinopteri; Mugiliformes; Mugilidae
Gene: rab38c
Product: RAB38c, member of RAS oncogene family
Exons: 4
Coding region: 1-627 (208 amino acids)
Biological process (GO): phagosome-lysosome fusion; endosome to lysosome transport
Cellular component (GO): late endosome; trans-Golgi network; Golgi apparatus
Molecular function (GO): GTP binding; GTPase activity
Source: RefSeq, a predicted model, not a curated record